Molecule: messenger RNA, 1385 nt
Organism: Racocetra fulgida
Lineage: Eukaryota; Fungi; Glomeromycota; Glomeromycetes; Diversisporales; Gigasporaceae
Source: the annotation of a GenBank genome assembly
CUGUUGCCGCUAUUCCCGAAGGUUUAGCCGUAGUUAUCACAACAUGUUUAGCUCUUGGUACAAAAAAAAUGGCCAAGAGAAAUGCAAUUGUUCGAUCUCUUCCAUCUGUUGAGACUCUGGGUUGUACGAGUGUCAUAUGUUCUGAUAAAACUGGUACUCUCACUACAAAUCGUAUGAGCGUUUCUAGGUUAUUUGUCAUAACAACCGAGCAUGCUGAUAUCCAGGAAUAUCAUAUUGAUGGUUCUAAUUACUCUCCACACGGAAAAAUCCUUACGGCUGAUGGCGAAAAUGUCAACUUUCUUCCUGAAAAUAGUCCUUGUAUUAAUGAUCUAGCAAAAAUAUGUGCUCUUUGUAAUGACUCCCGAAUUGCAUAUGAUGAAACUACUGAAUCUUAUCAAAAUGUCGGUGAACCAACCGAAGCUGCUUUAAAGGUCCUCGUCGAAAAACUUGGAACCGAUAGUAAUUCAUUUAAUAAUACUUUGAGCUCUUGUUCUUCAAAAGCACGUGCUACUGCUUGUAAUGAUUACUAUGAAACUAGAUUCCAUCAAUUUUCUCGUGAUCGUAAAUCCAUGUCAGUCAUUGUUCAAAAUAUGAAUACCAAAUCAACUUCAUUACUUGUUAAGGGUGCUCCUGAAUCAAUAUUAAACAGAUGUACUUCUAUCCAAUUAUAUUCCUCAUCCACUCCUAUUCCGCUUACUCCUGUUAUGCGAGAAAAAUUAUUUGAGAAACUAUUAGAAUAUGGUCAUAAAGGUUUACGAGUUCUUGCUAUGGCCAAAAUCGAAAAUUGUCCAACCAAUUGGGAUCUUCGUGACCCUUCAAAUUUUGUUCAAUUUGAAAAGGAUAUGACUUUUAUGGGUUUAGUAGGCAUGCUUGACCCACCACGUCCUGAAGUUCUUGAUGCUAUUAAAAAAUGUAAGACGGCUGGAAUAAGAGUUAUUGUUAUAACUGGUGACAAUCAAAACACUGCUGAAGCUAUUUGCAGAUCAAUUGGUAUUUUUGGUGAACAUGAAGAUUUAACUGGAAAAUCUUAUACUGGUAGACAAUUCGAUGAUCUUUCAAAUGAUGAAAAAGCUGAAAUUUUAAAGAGUGCUAGUUUAUUCUCAAGAACUGAACCAUCACAUAAAAGUCAACUUGUUGAUAUACUACAAAAAAAUGGUGAAGUAGUGGCUAUGACAGGUGAUGGUGUCAAUGAUGCUCCAGCUUUAAAGAAAGCUGAUAUCGGUAUUGCAAUGGGUUCUGGUACUGAUGUUGCUAAAUUGGCUGCUGAUAUGGUUCUUGCCGAUGAUAAUUUUGCUAGUAUCGAAGGUGCUGUUGAAGAAGGGCGAUCAAUAUAUAAUAACACAAAACAAUUCAUUCGGUAUUUAAUUAGUUCAAAUAUUGGUGAA